AAUUACCAGUUUGUCUCUGGAAUGACAUUUAACAUUUGAAUAAUAUACUCUAUGGACGUUGGUGUCGUGUAAUUAAUAUUUUGUUGCAUUCGUUUCAAGAGAUUAAUUUUUGAUAUAAUUUAAACGUUUUUCCUUUUGAAAACCGAUUCAACGCAAUCUAAACCGCUAUGGAUUUGGCUAUUCUUAUGUUCGUUGCAAUUAUUUUCGUGAUAGCCAGUGUAAUAUUAGGUCUCAUAUAUAAGUUUGGCAUGAAAGAAAAAAGUUAUGAGGAGGCCCUGGCAGAGCAAAAGCUCAGCACUCAAAGUUUACUUGGCAUAAAGCAAAAACCCAAAGAAAAGAAAAAUAAGAAAAUAUCCAAAAAGGCAAAAGACAUUGAUCCUGAUAAAAUGAAGAAAGUUCCUGCUACUCAAGAAGGGAAAGGACAUGCAAAGACUGAUAAAUCUAGGCCUGAAGAUUCAAUUCAGAAACAGAAAGAUGAAACAAAGAAAAAAUGUGCUCCCGAUCAAUCACUUCCAAAAAAUGAAGAUAUUAAUUCUGCUGAUACUCUCAUAUCUCCCCAGGAUUCUAUCAAGGAGAAAGUAAUUUUACCAAAAAAAGUUAAUAGCAAUAGUUCCAAUAAACCAAAAGCUAAUGUGAAUAAAAAAGAACAACCAAAAGCUGAUUCAGUUAAAGAGAAAAAUGUCAAUGCUAAAAAGGAAUUCACAAAAAAGGAAUCUACUGGCGAUCAACCAAAAGCAGAUUCUUCUAAAGAUAAGCAAGUUGGUGAUUCUGUUAAAUUAGUGAAAAGGGAAUUGGCAUCAAAAGGACAAACAGAAGAGCAUGAAAUACUUGAUAAAAAAGAAGAGCUCUUAGUGAAAGAAGUUCCUAAAGAAGAAGAGCAUAAAGUUCAAAAUAAACCAUCAAAGUCUAAUCAACUCGUUCAAAAUCCUCUUGAGAAAGAGACUGUUGAGAAAGUGACCAAUAAUUCAAAGCCUUCAUUGGCAAAUGGUUUUGUUGUAAAUCCACCCAAAGACAAAAAAAAGAAGAAGGAUUCAUAUACACUUCAACAAUUAGCUGCAGGAGAACCUGGCUUGACUUUCAUUUUGAAUAUGAUCCACAAUGCAGAACUCUCCCAUGCCGACAUUCAGUUUCUCAUCAACUUACUUUUGAACAAACAAUUGGAUGCCCCAAAGGUAUUAGAGGAUUGGAGUGAGGGCAAGUAUGAUCCAGUUCAGAAACUCAAGAAACAACUAGCUGAAAAAGAGAAAGCCCUUAUUGAUGAACAAGAGACAUUAGCUGGUGUUCAAAUAAAGCUAAAAGAAGUUCGCAAUGAGCAAUUGGCCGAAAGGACAUCAUCAAAUCAGAAAAUAAAAAUUCUUGAAGAACAACUUCAGAAUCUACAAAUGGAUCUACUUGCUUGUAAUAAUAGAUGUCAUGCUCAAGGACAGCAACUUCAGCAGACGCAGGCACAAUUGAAUGAGGAAAGAAUGAAGUUACACAGUCUCAGAGAAGAAUUGGCUGCUGUACAAAUGCAAAGACAACAAUUAGAGAUGCAUAUUGCACAAGAGUCUGAAGUAAUGAUUGCACAACUGAGAGCAGAUAUACAAGAGUACUCUGCAAGAAAUGAGCAAAUGUUGAUCGAUAUAAACACCAUUCAAAAAGUUGCUGCAGAUAACGAAGCUUCCUAUAUUGCGCAGUUGAGUAAUAUGACACAAGAACUAGGGGAGAAAUCUAGACAAUUAGAGGAAUUACACAUUGAACUUGCAAACAAAAAUGAAAUGCUCUACAGACAAGAGGGCGAGCUGAAGACAGAAAUUGCCCAAUUGAAUGCAGUUAUGCAGCAGCAAGCUGAGGAGAUUAGAAAAACCGAACAGAGUCAUGAUGAAACCAUGGAAGAAAUCAACAACUUGAAGAAACAAAAAAGCAUAUCGAACAAAGUUAUUGCACAGUUAAAGGGUGAGAUUGAGAAAUUGCAAGAAUACAAGACGCAGCAAGAAGCAUCUAUGGAAAAUAAUAAAAUUAAUGAAACAGAAGUAUUGAAUUAUAAGAAUGAAUUGGCCUAUGUGAAAAAUCUAUCAGAGGAAAAAGAGAAUAAUCUGAAGUCAGAAAUUGAUUCGAAGUUGAGUUUAAUAAGCAAAUUGGAGACUGAAUUAGAAGAACAAAAAACUAAGAACAAUGAUUUGAGAAACAAGAAUUACAAAAUAAUGGAAGCACUAAACGCAGCAGAAGUCAGAAUAAAGACAAUCCAAGAGGAAAAUUCCAACAAAGAAAAAAAUUCCUCAGAUGAGAAAACAAGCGAUAUAGAUUCUCAGAAAAAGUUCCUAUCUAGAUUACUACCUGAAGUUAAUGGUUUGGAAGAUAUUUCAUCUGAGAAAUGGGAAGAAGAAUGUUCCAAACUAGUCACUAAUUAUUUAGAAACCCUUAAGAAAAAUGCUAGCAAUGAAUCUACAGAAAAUUUGCAAGCAAGGAUAGAACAUUAUCAAAAUGUCAUUAAAAACACUGAGGAUAUGCUAGCUAAACUACAGGUUAAUAUAGAUCAAGAACAAAUUAGUUGGAAAGCUCAAAUUAAAAAUAAGGAUUUAGAAUUAGAAGCACUUAAGGAAAAAUUAGAAAAGUUGCAGAAUAUAGAAACCAUUAACGGAUCUUCUUUUGAAGGACAAUGAAAUUGAAUUUUUUAUAUUUUUAUUAUAUGUUAAGAAAAACGAAACUUCUCUGUUAAAAUGUAAAUUUUGUAUUAGUUCUAUUGAUGAUUAUAUAAAGAUGAAAUAUUUCAUUCAUAUGAUUGGAUUUUGAGUUAUCAAUCAAAUUAACAGAUCAGAUUGAAGAUAAUUUUCAUUUCAAGUCAUUUGUAAUCAUUCCCUAUAUUUUUAUAUUCGUGCAAUAAAAAUGCUCAUGUCUAAUAUGUAAUAAUUUAUAUUCUUAUAUAUGUUUGUUGAUUUAGGGUAUUGUAUGUCCCAGCCAGAUUAUGUAUUGAAUAAAAUAAUGCCGCUAGA
Messenger RNA from Coccinella septempunctata (seven-spotted ladybird), 2972 nucleotides. RefSeq names its product ribosome-binding protein 1. Lineage: Eukaryota; Metazoa; Arthropoda; Insecta; Coleoptera; Coccinellidae. The record is from RefSeq and is a predicted model, not a curated record. Gene Ontology annotation, cellular component: endoplasmic reticulum membrane. The coding region runs from base 168 to 2642 and encodes 824 amino acids. The transcript is spliced from 14 exons.